Urocitellus parryii (Arctic ground squirrel) is the source of this 2786-nucleotide messenger RNA. The record is from RefSeq and is a predicted model, not a curated record. Lineage: Eukaryota; Metazoa; Chordata; Mammalia; Rodentia; Sciuridae.
GCCUGGGACCCCGCCGUGGGCCUCCGGGGCUGGUGGAGCGCGGCCGGCGCCCAGGGUCACCCCUGAGGCAUCCCGGCCCAGGAUGGCCGCGGCGCUGGUGGACCUGGCGCAGGGGUCUGUGACCUUCGAGGAUGUAGCUGUGACUUUCACCCAGGAGGAGUGGGGACAACUGGACCGUGAUAACAGAAAACCUCAAGCCACCRAACCUACUACUUGUGAGCCAGCCUUGUCCRAGGGUGCCUCACUCCAGGGACAGUUAACACAAGGGGCCUCAGGGUGCUCCCAGGUGGUGGCAGCCAGAGGUCAGAAUGGGCCAUCAGCAGUGCAGGAAGGACUCUUGAGACCAGGUGUAGAGCUGCAGGAGAAGCUUCCUGGGAAAAGUAUCCCUAGACCUGGUGGUUCAGGGGCAUCUGAGGACAUUUGUUCAAGGAUGGUACAGGUCCCUGUCUGUCUAGGAGAUGCUGUUCAUGACUGUGACCCACAGAUCACUGCUAUGGAUUCCAUGAGUCAGGAGAAUGAAAACAUCUUCAAAUGCAGUGAAUGUGGGAAAGUGUUUAACAAGAAACGCCUUCUUGCCCGACAUGAGAGGAUCCACUCUGGAGUGAAGCCCUACGAGUGCACGGAGUGUGGGAAGACCUUCAGCAAAAGCACAUACCUGCUUCAACACCACAUGGUCCACACAGGGGAGAAGCCCUAUAAAUGUAUGGAGUGUGGAAAGGCCUUCAACCGCAAAUCACACCUUACUCAGCAUCAGCGGAUCCACAGUGGGGAGAAGCCCUACAAGUGCAGCGAGUGUGGAAAGGCCUUCACCCACCGCUCCACUUUUGUCUUGCAUAACAGGAGCCACACUGGAGAGAAACCUUUUGUGUGCAAAGAAUGUGGCAAAGCCUUUCGUGAUAGGCCGGGUUUCAUUCGACACUACAUCAUCCACAGUGGGGAGAAUCCCUAUGAGUGUUUUGAGUGUGGCAAGGUCUUCAAGCACAGAUCAUAUCUUAUGUGGCACCAGCAGACUCACACUGGGGAGAAACCCUAUGAGUGCAGCGAGUGUGGGAAAGCCUUCUGUGAGAGUGCGGCCCUAAUCCACCACUACGUCAUCCACACUGGGGAGAAGCCCUUYGAGUGCCUCGAGUGUGGGAAGGCCUUCAACCACAGGUCCUACCUCAAGAGGCACCAGCGCAUUCAUACUGGAGAAAAGCCUUAUGUGUGCAGUGAGUGUGGGAAGGCCUUCACCCACUGCUCUACGUACAUUUUACAUAAAAGGGCCCACACUGGAGAAAAACCCUUUGAGUGCAAAGAAUGUGGGAAAGCCUUUAGCAAUAGGGCAGACCUCAUUCGCCACUUCAGCAUCCACACUGGGGAGAAGCCCUAUGAGUGCAUGGAGUGUGGGAAGGCCUUCAACCGCAGGUCAGGCCUCACGAGGCACCAGCGUAUUCAUAGUGGGGAGAAACCCUAUGAAUGCAUCGAGUGUGGGAAAACCUUUUGCUGGAGCACAAAUCUCAUUCGACACUCUAUUAUCCACACUGGAGAGAAGCCCUAUGAGUGCAGUGAGUGUGGAAAGGCCUUCAGCCGCAGCUCAUCCCUCACUCACCAUCAAAGGAUGCACACUGGCAGAAACCCUGUCAGCACAGCAGAGGAGGGGCCCCCUUUCACAAGUGCUCAUGCCUCCGUCAACAUUCAGGAACUUCUAUUAGGGGAUGACUUUGUGAAUGUAACUGAUAAGGAAAAGCUUUUGAAAGAGGAAACAUCCUACAUGGCAUCUGAUCAUUCAUACCAAAGAGAAAACCCACAAAUGUCUUCAUUAUAAGAAAACCUUAUUAUUUGUUAUCUGAAGACUCAUUAGAAAUUGACUUAGCUUACAACACUGUUCUCCAUCUGAGAAUUCAUCCCAGGAGAGAGAGACAGGUUAUUUUGCACUUAGGACUACUUUCAGCUGCAUCUUUCUUCUCAUUUACAGUGCAAUGUUAUCUCAGGAAUGUUUAUAGAAAGGAAGUGAUAUAGAGUGAAACAUCGGCACUGCUUCUUUCACACUAUUCCACUCAGUCUAUGGGACUCGUUCAUGGAUUUCUUAGUUUAUUUGGGUGGAGAGGGUUCUGGUUUAGGAGACAAAGAACCUUGACUGUCUUGUAUAUGCAUUCAGUGCUGUCCAGUGUUGAGAGUUAGAAAGUUGAGGUCAAGUCUAGAAACUUACUAAAUAUCCUCCUUAUUGUACAAUAUUGUCUCUGUCUUGUGGAGCACACGUUUUUAAGAAGAAUAUGAAGGUGUGAGUGCAGUGAGUGUGGGAAUACUUUUAUAUUUAAGGGAAUAAGGAAACAUGUUUUUGUGUUUGUGUGUGUAGUGCUAGGAAUUGAACCCAGGGCCGCAAGCAAUUUAAGCAUGCAGUAUACCAGUGAGCUACAUCCAGCCCCAGGGUAUACAAAUGAAUGGACACUUGUUAUUGCACCACUUAAGACUGGCAAACUCUCUUUAAUAUGGUUUCAAACACCACUCAGAAUUUUUCUUGAUCCCCUCUUUUCGUUUACUUGAAGCUAUGUAGUAAGUCUUAAAAUUGGGUAAAAUGAUUCCUUUUCUUUCUUUUAUUUCAAGUUGAUUUAGUACUUUUUUUUUUACUUUCGACGUACACUUUAGGAUUUGUUUUUCUGAUAUCAUAAUGAAAUACCAGUUAUUUGAUAGAUGUUGAGUUAAAUCUAGGAUCAGUUUUUUGAGAAUUGUAUCUUUCUAUUGUGGUGAGUCAUCCAUUUAUGAAUGUGGUUUUAUGAACAUGGUAUAUCAUUUUGUUUAUUUAAGUA